AUGCCCAGGCUUACUCCGCAAGAGCUGCUUGAGGAGCUUGAAGCCUUCGCUGAGAGCCCUCCUGCGGAGUUGGAAAAGGAACCAGGCCAAGCAGCGAGAAUCUCGCACGCAGCAAAUAAAGUGGUACUGUCACUGGAAAAACCUGCAGAUGUUGUCGCUCGUCUAUUUCUUUCUCAACCUAUUGAACAACUUACAGUACGCGUUGCAUCUCGUCUGGGGCUCUUUCGAGUUCUCAAGGAAAGUAACGGGCCUAAGACCCUGAAAGAACUGGCGGCAGCAACUGGUGCAGAUGAAGUUCUGCUCGCUCGGGUCUUGCGUGCCUUGGCGGCAUUUGGCGCCAUUCUAGAAGUCAACGAAGACGGAUAUGCCUUUGCACCGUCUUAUGAGCUGUUUGCUAACCAGACUUUUGCGGAUAGUUUGGACCACUGUGCCACAUUCUUGAAUCUCACAUACCAGGCCCUUCCAGAUUUCCUGUCUUCAAUCAAAUUUGCAGACCCGACUGAUCCUAACAAUACCGCUGUGCAGCAAGCAUUUGAAGCCCAGGGUCAAGGCAUUCUAGAAAUAUUGAUGGCUCGUCCGGAAAUUGCUCGUGGCUUCGGGGUCAUGAUGAAUACGUGGGGUGAGGAUAACUCUCUCAUCCAGGAUUUAUACCCUGUUAAGGAGAAAUUGGCCCAAAACUUCGACCCAGAGACAGUUAUGUUUGUCGAUGUCGGUGGCGGCUACGGUCAGAAAGCCAUUGCGCUUAAACGAGCAGUGCCGGAUUUGCCUGGACGCUUUAUCGUCCAAGACCUCCCUGAUACAAUUGAGCACGCGCCCAAAGUCGAAGACAUCGAAUACCAGGCCCAUGAUUUCUUGACCGAGCAACCAAUUAAGGGGGCUCGCGCAUAUUAUAUACGCCAGUGUCUGCACAACUGGCCUCAUGAGAAAUGCGUUACCAUUCUUUCCCAACUUGCUAAGGCGAUGAAGCCGGGGUACUCCAGACUCUUUAUCCAUGAGCUGAUUGUGCCGCAGCGUCACGCUGGCACUUGGAUGGUGACCCAGGACUUCAACAUGAUGACCCUCUGCGGCACCAGAGAGAGAACUGAAGCACAAUGGCGGGAGCUCCUUGUGGAAGCUGGUCUUAAGGUCUCCGGUGUCUACUAUCCUGACGACGGGGUGUCUGAGGGUGUCGUGGAAGCCGAGCUUUGA
Molecule: messenger RNA, 1188 nt
Organism: Paecilomyces variotii
Lineage: Eukaryota; Fungi; Ascomycota; Eurotiomycetes; Eurotiales; Thermoascaceae
Product: putative Sterigmatocystin 8-O-methyltransferase
Exons: 4
Coding region: 1-1188 (395 amino acids)
Molecular function (GO): O-methyltransferase activity
Source: RefSeq, a predicted model, not a curated record